Molecule: messenger RNA, 8336 nt
Organism: Rhineura floridana
Lineage: Eukaryota; Metazoa; Chordata; Lepidosauria; Squamata; Rhineuridae
Gene: GCC2
Product: GRIP and coiled-coil domain containing 2
Exons: 23
Coding region: 207-5246 (1679 amino acids)
Biological process (GO): late endosome to Golgi transport
Cellular component (GO): Golgi apparatus
Source: RefSeq, a predicted model, not a curated record
GAAGCCAAGCUUUUCUUCAGAUGCCAUGGCAACUGGAUCCGGAGAAAGGACCCGACAACUUGAUCAAGCUCGGCCUUAUUUCGUUGACGUCAGAGGCGAGCGCGCGGUGAGCCGGUGACGAAGGCGGAAGCGGCGCAACAGCGAGAGCUGCGAGGCUGAGGCGCUGAGCGAACAACCUCGCUUUUCCUCGCGCCCUUCCCACCGCGAUGGAGCUGCAAGAUAGUGGUCAAGAAAUGGCAGCUUCCCCUUCCACAACCACAGCUGGCAAAUCAAAGCUGGAUACAUUACCCAGAGAAGAUCUUAUCAAAUUUGCAAAGAAGCAAAUGAUGCUUAUACAGAAAGUGAAAUCAAGAUGCACAGAAUUGGAGAAAGAGAUUGAAGAAAUGAAAACAAAACCUGCUGCUGGAGGAACCAAUGAUAUUAUUCAGGUUCUCACAGAGAGGUUGGAUGCUGUUCUUCUGGAAAAGGCCGAAAUCCAGCAACAAUGUCUAGCUCUGAAAAAAGAAAAUGUGACAAGACAACAAGAAGCAGAGGCUGCUCUCGCUAAGGAACAAGAAUUGCAGGAGAAGUUUGCACAGUUGAACACUGACUACCUGAAAGAAAUUGAGAGUCUUAAAAAUGAAAUGGUAAUGGCACAGUCCAAAAAUGGUGAAGCUGUGGCCGUGCUGCAAAAGGAACUGCAUGCAGAACAGAGAAAACAAGAGCAACUCACAGAACAUCUUGAGUGCCUUAGUAAUAAGGAUGAAGAAAUUAAAAGGCUAAAGGAAGAGGUCCAUCAAACUAAGACCGUCUAUGAGGAGCAAAUCUUGAAUUUGAAGAAGCAGUUGGAAGCUUCCAGUGAGGAUAAGGAGGAAAUUGCCAAACUGAAAGAUGUUAUUGAGAGUAAUUCUCAGUGUUACCAAAGUGAAAUGGAUAGAUUAGAUGAAGAACUAGGCAAACUGAAGACUACUCGCCAAGAAGAGGUGUCAGAGUUAAUGCAACAGCUUGAAGCCUCUGCUAAAGUAUGUGAAGAGGAGCAAAAUAAGGUAGAGCAGUUAAAGCAGAACUUAAUAGAGCAAUACAGGAUAAAAGAGAAAGACAUGCAGGAUGAAUUACGUGCUUGUAAAGAGAAGUAUGAAUGUGAAUUGGAAUACAUAAGGCAAACGUUAACUAAAGAUGAAAACCUAGAGACUAGAAAUGUACAGUUGGAAAUGGAAAUGGCAGAAAAGGCCAGGUGUUUAGAGAUUGCUUUAAAAGAACUGGAAUCUCAACACAGUAUACUGCGAGAUGAAUUAACCUAUAUGAAUAAUGUUAAGAUGAAACUGGAAAUGGAAAUCCAGCAUGCAAAGGAUGAAUACUUCCAUGAAAAGGAAGAUUUGGAGUUCAAGGUUAAUGAACUGCAGCUUGUCAAAGAGGAUCACUGUGGUGUAAUUGAAAAACUAAAAUCAGAGCUUCAGGCAAUAAGAGAACGACACAAGAAGACUGUAAAAGAAAAUAGCCUAGAAAUUCAAGAGCUGGUAGAAAAGCAUAAAAGAGAAAUAUGUGAGUGUCAACAAACAGUAUUGUUAAGUUCAGAGAAAGAAAAUCAGUCAUGGGCUCUUGAGGUAGAGGAACUUAAAGAACAAUGUAAAAAGCACUUACAGGAGAAAGAAGAAGCUUUUACUAGUUAUGAGAACUUGCGAGAAACACUGGAAACCUUACAAACUGAAUUGGGGGAAUCAGCUGGGAAGAUAAGCAGAGAAUUUGAAUUUAUGAAGCAGCAGCAGGCUUCUGAUGUUGAUGAAUUACAGAAAAAGCUUAGAGCUGCUUUCAACGAAAAGGAUGUUCUCCUUGAGACUGUGAAUCGUCUCCGGGAAGAGGCAGAACAGCUUUCCUCCAAAAUAGAGGAGGUGGAAGAACUGAGGCAUAAAACAGGGAGACUUCAGGAGGAGAAUGAGAAGCUUGUUACUUCUCUUCAUCAAAGAGAGGCUGCAGUGAAAGAACUGGAAGAGAAGGAGAGUGAGCUUUCAUCACAGAAUGAUAGCCUCCUUGACAAAAUUAAAUGCUCUGCUGAAAAAAUAGAAAACCUUCAGGGAAAAUGCCAAGUGGAGCAAGCGAUGGUUGUGGAACUUCAGCAGCAGGUUGAGGCUCUCGGCCUUUGCAACUGUGAAUUGGAGCGACAGGUAAAGGAGUUAAUGGAGAAGCUGGAAGUGGAACAAGAAGAGAACCAGCAAAAGCUGAAGGAGUUUGAACAACAGAUUGAAGUUCUUCAGCAAGAUAGAGUGCAUCUGUCAUCUGAAUUAGACAGUCUACAUGGUGAAAAUAACAAAAUAAAGGAAGAAAGAGACCAAGAUCGUAGAGCACUGGAAAGCAUUGCAUCUGAAAAGGGGGACUGGCUUGUGUCUAAAACGAAAGCAGAUGGCUUAGAAAUGAAACUGCAAACAGCCUAUGAAGAAAAAGAGCAUUUGACUAAGAUAAUUCAGGAGGAAAAGGCCUUCAGAUCUCUUGUCAUCGGUCAGCUGCGUGGCCUCCUUGAGCAGAUGGGCUCCAGAUUUCUAGAAGAAAAUGAAGGAGAUGAUGUAACUGGUCUGCUGCAAGCUGCAAAUGAAUUCUUGGUGAAAAUGAAGCAAGAGGUACAAAGCCUAACUUCACAGAAGGAUGAAAAUAUUCUUCUACGGCAGGGGAUGCAGAGGGUCCAGGAAGAAAAUGCUGCUCAUUGUAUGGAGCUCAGAUCUCUGUCGGAAGAUUAUGAAAAAGAAAAAUGCCUUUUAAGAGAAGAGUUGGAAGGGGCUCUUUCUGAAAAAGAAGCCCUGCAGCUAGAUAUUCAGGAGUUAAAACAUGCCAGUGACAAAGUCAGGAAUGAGAACCAAGAUCUUCUAGUUCGUAUGGAAGAUAUUUCUGAAAAGCAUGCACUCUGUGAAAGCAAACUAAAAGUACAAGAAAAAAAAUGGGAAGAGGAGCGGAAAAACCUAAGCAUAACUGUAGAGCAAAAAGAAGCUGAACUGAGAAGUGUGCAAGCUGAGUUUUCGUUGCUAAAGGCUUCUGUGGAGGAGUCUUCUGCUAAAGAUGACCAACAAUUAUCAGAAACAGAAGAAAUAGUGAAUUUGGAAAAACAGCUGAAAGAGAAGGAAGAAAAAUUAAAUAAAAUUAAAGCUGUUGCUGUGAAAUUAAGGAAAGAGUUGGAUUCUAGUAGGAAAGAGGUUCAGUCACUUAGAGAAGAACUGAAGAUACUGCAGUCAGAGAGAGAGCAGCUAUCUACGUCAAUGGGAGACAUCAUUCAGGGAGCAGAGAGCUAUAAGAAUCUUUUAAUAGAGUUUGACAAGCAAGCAGAACAGCUGGAUUCUGAAAAAGAGCGAGCUCAUAAUUUUGAACAUCAAAUAGAUGAUCUUACAAGAAAACUGGAGAACUCUAUUCAACAGCAAGACCAGUGGCAUUCUGCUAAUGAAGACCUCUUGACUCGUAUUCAGACUUUGCAAACUAACACUAAGCUACUAGAAACCCAGCUCUUAGAAGCACAGAGAGCCAAAUCAAAAGUUGAAAAAGAACUCGAAGCUGAAAAACUUCUAAAAGAACAAAGGAUAAAGGACCACACUAAUGCUGUAAAAGAAGUUGAAGAACUUCAGACACAAUUUCAGAAAGAAAAGAAGCAUCUUCAGAAAGUUCUCGAAGAGCUGGAGCUGGCAAAGAAGGAUGCACAAAAGAGUACAAUGAUGGACAUGGAAAUAGCUGAUUAUGAGCGCUUUGUAAAAGAACUUAAUCAAAAGAUUACUGACAAAAGCAGCAGAAUUGAAGACCUAGAGCAAGAGAUUAAAAUUCAGAAGCAGAAGCAAGAGACUCUACAGGAAGAAAUCAAAUCAUUUCAGAGUUCUGUACAACAGUAUGAGGGGAAAAACACUAAGAUCAAACAACUACUGGUGAAAACGAAAAAAGAGUUGGCCGACUCAAAGCAAGCAGAAAAUGAACUUCUGAGACUUCAGGCAUCUUUAAAAGGAGAAUUGGAAGCAAGUCAACAGCAAGUUGAGGUUUAUAAGAUUCAGUUGGCUGAUAUAACCUCAGAAAAACACAAAAUUCAGGAACACCUGCGGACUUCGCUAGAGCAACAGCAGAGGCUUCUGAGUACUUAUCAGCAGAAAGUAGCAACUCUUCAAGAAGAGUGCAGUGCAGCAAAGGCAGAAUACACUGCUGUAACCUCUGAAUUUGAAAGUUACAAAGUCCGUGUUCAUAAUGUUUUAAAACAGAAGAAUAAAUCUUCUCAAUCUGAAACGGAUGUGACCAAACAAGAAAGAGAACACAUGGAAAAUCUAAUAGACCAACUGAAGAUCAAAUUCCAAGACAGUCAACAUAACUUACAAAUGAAUGUGACUGAGCUUCAGGCACUACAAUCUGAACAUGACACUCUGCUGGAAAGACACAAUAAAAUUCUUCAGGAGACUGUGGCAAAGGAAGCAGAGCUCCGAGAAAAGCUCUGCACAAUACAGUCUGAAAACAUGGUGAUAAAGUCAGACCAUGCACAGACUGUGAACCAGCUGACAGCCCAGAAUGAAGCUCUUCAUAACAGUUUUCGUGAUCAAGUCAGGCACCUACAAGAAGAGCACAGGAAAACCGUGGAGACAUUGCAGCAGCAGCUGUCCAAAGUAGAAACCCAGCUCUUUCAACUCAAAAGUGAGCCAAGCACAAAAAGUCCUGUUACAUCCAACUUGCCACCAAAGAACGUGCGAGAACGAAGGAGCACUGACCUUCCUCUUCUUGAUGUACACACUGUAGCUAGGGAGGAGGGUGAAGGAAUGGAAACAACUGACACAGAGUCUGUCUCUUCUGCCAGUACCUAUGUGCCCUCGUUGGAACAGCUUCUUAAUACCCCUGAUGCAAAAUUUGAAUCUCCGCAUUGGGAAACGGAACUCACCAAAGAAGAGUUGGUUCAGAAGUUAAGCACUACAUCAAAGAGUGCUGAUCACUUAAAUGGACUGCUGCGUGAAUCAGAAGCAACCAAUGUCAUCCUGAUGGAGCAAAUAAAGCUUCUUAAAAGUGAAAUAAGGCGAUUGGAAAGAAACCAAGAGCGAGAGAAAUCUGUUGCUAAUCUGGAAUAUUUGAAGAAUGUUCUGCUACAGUUCAUAUUUCUAAAAUCAGGCAGUGAAAGAGAGAGGCUUCUUCCAGUAAUAGAUACCAUGUUGCAGCUGAGUCCAGAAGAAAAAGGAAGACUUGUUGCAAUAGCUCAAGGUGAAGAAGAGAGCACAUCGCAGCCAUCAGGGUGGGCAUCGUACUUGCACAGCUGGUCAGGACUACGAUAAGACUGUGGGUUCUCAUUGUUCAAACAUUCAAAAUCUGCAAUUGCACUGAGAGGAAUCUCAACACUGAAGUAUGCACCAUGUAUGUGUGUAGCAAGGGUAACUUCUGUUGUUUUCUGUUGAUUAUUUUAAGUAAGAAUCUGGUUUUUGACUAAGGAUUGUAGAAGACUUUGACCAAUGUAUUCUGAUUUCAGAUUUUGUCCCUGUACAGUGACUUACUAUAAGUGUGUGAGGUCGAACACAUCUGUUGAGGUCCUCUACUUAAAAGAGCUGUUCCUCUUAUUCAUGUGUAGGGGCACAAAUCUUUUUGUGUGUCUGAAGCUGGACCCCCCAUCAAAAUGACCCUCUAAGCUUGCACACGGAUAAAUUUUGUAUGUAUGUUGGAACUCUUGAUUGGGAUAUAUGACUUCAGCCAACAUCUUCAUUUUUCUUUAUCUGAAAAAAUGUACUAUACAAGUGGGCGAUCAGUAGUAAGACUAAAAUCAAAAUCAAGUUGACAAAUCUGACCACAUGCUUUCCAGUUUUGUUGUUCAAAACACCACCUCUUUAAUGCCCAGCAGUAUCAGAUGUAUGCUUUUACAUAGCUCACAAAUUGCUUAUUCUGGUCAAAAGGAAAGAAAUGCAAAGAUAAACUUUUUGGCUGUCUGCCCUGCGUUCAAUUUAUUCAACUCUAGGAAUUUUGCCAAGCUCAUUUAGUGAUUUCUCAAGCUAAUAAGGUAAUAUCUAGUGUUUGGGACUUUGUGGUGUGUCAGAUCCUUUCUGAUUGAUUUUGCAUUAAAUCAUUAGCUAUUAAGCUUCAAGAACAAGCUGCUUUAAGAAGUGACAUUUGAAAAACAAAAAAGGUUCAUUAAAUUAAAAGAUUAAAAAUUUCAUUGUAUUGAAAUUGUAUAAGUAGCCGUUGACGUCACUGAUUAUGCUAAAAUUACUGAUAGGGGAGACGAUCCUAAAAUAGGAUAGAAUUUGCCGCAGGUUGUAAAUUCUAAAUAUAAUUGUUAGUAGUCAUCAAAGAUUAGUACUCUCUCAAAACAGGCAGGUAAAUGUAAUUUCCAGCUAUAUUUUUUCAAGAAAAAAUGCUAUUUUGCCACUUGAUAAGGAGUCCAUACUUUAUAUUGACUUCUCCAUCUACUUAACAUUUUCCUAGAACCAGGCAACUAUCUUCAAAAACAAGUCUGAGAAUUUGGCUAACUCUUGUUUUUCUGCAGCUUUUUUACCCUUUUUUGCCUCUCAUCUAUAAGUGGUGCUUUCAACUGUCACUUUUACACAAAAAUAUGGUUUCUUACAUAAUAUUUAUGCCAAUCUUUGUGAUUCCUUUUCUUGGUCUGUGAGCGCUGCUUCAGUACUGAAUCUCCCCUUUAUACACAGAUGAGACACAAAUGUAUUAUUCCCCACUCUCUCUAUAUGCUGCAAAUCCAGUUAUUGCCUCUGCCACUAAUGGAUGAGAUGGAUUGAGUGACAACCCCCUUUAUAUAUUGAAGAUUUGGAGAAGGUUGCUGAUGCCCAUCCUACGUAACUUCAUAUAUCUUAAGCAUUCUAAAUUGCUUCCGGGUAUCUGAUGCAUUUAAUAUUCAUUGAUCAUGUGCCAACUCAUUCCAUUGUAAGAAAGAAGUGACAACUUAAGAUAGCUAGCCAUUUCUGUAACUGAAAAUAAAUAUAAAUGUUAUGUGAGAGAUACAGUAUUCAUUCAGAAAGGACUCGUGAAUGACAAGUCACUUUAGAGGCCAUCAAGGAGUCUUCUGUUCAAGCAAGUAGGUGGGGAAUUCACAUUAUAUCUUAGUUUAAUAAGCUGAGAUAGGUUGAUGGGCAAAAAGUUCAUAAGUCUUCUAUCAAUUUUAAUUUCCCAUUUCAUCCAAAACAGGAAACUGUGAUUAACAGCUCUGAUAUUAAACCAUUGUUUGAAGGUGGUUUAAUAUCCUCACCUGUUCUGAAGAACUUAACCAUAGUUUCCUGAUUUGGAUGAAAUGGUAAACUGUAGUUAGUGGAAGAUUUCCUAAUUUUGUUUGCCAGCUUGCACAAAAGGAGGAGUGAAGGGCUGUGUGCAUGGGCAAAAGGUUCAUAUAUAUCUUACUUUAUUAAGCCAAGAUACGAUUGCCCAAAUAUUGUUAAUGUGUUCUGUAAUCCAUGAUAUUAAUAUGUAUUAUCAGACAUAAGAGCAAAAUAGAAGAAUGCCCUAGUUCUUUAAAGUGUAAUAUGACAACACAGGCCCUAGCUACUCUGCUUAGUUUAGUAUAUUUUACUAGCUACAGUGACUAUCAUCUUCUGUAAUUCUGACAGCAUUUGAAAGUGCAGCUCAGUUUAGGCAUAUGAAAUACUUAAAGCACUUCUCAUCAGGAAUAACAUACUCAUAAUUUUCAUUCAUCAUAUCAAAUUAGAAAUAUCUUUGCCCAGCUUUGAUAACUUUGGCCCAGUUAGGAGGAGGGGAGAAUUUAUUUCAAGAUCUUACUGCUGCUGUUUAGGCACUCAACAUGAUUUUCAUAUCUGCAAUCUCUUUUCAGAGUACGGUCAUGCCUUAAAUUUUUUGUUUUACAUUAUUAGAUGUUAAUUUAUUUCACUGUAAGCAAUGCAAUUACUAUAUCCUUUUUCCUAAUGUCAGUUCCUAAAAGGAUGGCAGACAGUCGGAUAUCUUAGUUUAUGUUCUACCCUAUAUUUUUAUGUGUUUAAACCGAGUAGGAAAAUGCCUUUGCACUUUCUUUAAUAGCUGUUUUCAAAAUUAGCUUAACUGAAUACUCGAUACUGAUUGAAAAUUGUUUUCCUAUCUGCACAAUGGUGUUAACAGCUGUGACAAAAUGAACCUCUUUGUCUUUUUAAAGUAUUUCAAAUCCUGUUUUUAUUGUUUCAGACUGUGAAUAAAUUAUGCAUACAGUUUUAGAGCUGUUCAUUACUUUUAAAAAAUUCAGUUGUAUAUUAAUUAAAAUGCUAUACUUGUGAAUAUAACAUACUGUUUACAUGCUCUAAAUAAGUACCUUUUACUACAAAGAAUGAUUAGAGGACUUGUGGGAUGAAUGCCAAUUAAAAUAUGAAGUACAAAACUUGUUUUUUUAAAAAAUGUGUGUUGUGUUGAUGCUUUCAGAACCCUUAUUAAAGCCAUUUCAAGAG